This is a messenger RNA of Diabrotica balteata, 3202 nucleotides long. The record is from the annotation of a GenBank genome assembly. Lineage: Eukaryota; Metazoa; Arthropoda; Insecta; Coleoptera; Chrysomelidae.
GUGUUUUUAUACCAAACAAAAGUUUUUAUAUCUCAGAGAUCAAUUUUUAUCUUUUCAAGAGGAAAUAUCUAUAAUAUGUCGAAGUAAACGUUCUCAAGCAGUGAAACUAUGCAUACUAAGCUUUAUUUAGGAGUACUAGUGUCUGUCAUACUAGGAAUAACAUUUUCAUGUCCAUCAUGUUUUUCAUAUAUUUUAUUUGGUCUAUUACUUAUUGUCAGUAUUGUUCUGGGGAUUUUCACUGCUUUUUGGUUAAAUGUAUAUCUGUCUCUACCUCAUAAGACUACUGUAGGAGCUGAACACCAUUUGAAGCAGGCAGAAAAUUUUAGGAGCAGUAUUGUUAUGGACUAUGAGUCCUCUCCUGCAGUAAAGAAUGUGAAUCCACAGCUGCCCCAAAUUUUUGGAAAAACUGUAGAUAGUUUGCUCCAGCAACUGUUGGACUUUGUAUUAAGGGAUUAUAUUUUGGUUUAUAUCAAGGAUUACACAUUUGAAACAGAUAAUUUAGGAAAUAAUAUUAAGGACGAUUUCUGGGGAGCAAUAAAUAAUCUUCACGAAAAGUUAUCUUCCGUUGAUCAGGCAAAAUUAAUAGCAAGUGAUAUUGUACUAAAAGUUACAACACAUUUUGAAAAGAUACGAGAAGCUAAGGCCCUUGUAGAGGAUUCUGACCUACCUCCAGUCUUUCAUUUAUCUCCACAUGUGAUGUCAUCUGAAAAGGAAAUAGAAUACUUGCGCACAGUUAGUGAAUUAAUGAUAAUGUUUCUAUUACCAAGAACAUACUCCCUAUCACCUACUAAAUAUUUUCUACGUGAAGUAUUAUGCUGUAAAGUAUUCAAACCACUGAUAGACACUCUAACUGACCCUGAUUUCUUCAAUAGAAACAUUAUCAAUUACAUUGAAGCUACACAGAUGCAAGUGAAUUUACCUAAGAAAGUUUUGGAAAAUGCAAACAAUUUUGAAGAACUUAUUGAUAAAAUUGAUGAUGUACAGGUUUUAAGAUCAAUUAGAUACACCAUUGUCACGAAACUCAUGCAAGCUACCACCCUGCAAAACUUAAACAGAGCCAAAGGCGUGGAUCUCGACAAUGAUAAGAACAUAUUAUCAUCAGCUGGUAUACCAAAGUCUGAUAUAAAUGCAGCGAAGAAGCUUAAAAAACAUAUCAAUCAGUUAACGCUAGCGAAAAAGAAUUGCGAGAAGAAAUUGAUCAGUUUAGGUUGGGAUUCUGGGUACCAGUACGGCGAAGAGAUGAAACGAGUUUUAUCACUUCAAACAAUUUUGGAACACGUGUUAGGCAGAAAAUACCUAUCCCAGUUCUUACAAACGGUAGCCAGUAACGAUCUGAUCCGUUUUUGGUCAGCAGUGGAAGAAUUACGCACAUCUCAGAAGACAAAUUGGCAUCAAAUCGGAGCUGAAAUAUUUUAUACCUUUAUUCGAAAUCCUGUUUCUGAAAUUAAAGUUGACAAGAACACGAAAAAGCGCAUGGAAGCUUUUUUAUUAGGAGACAAAGGACCUGAAGUUUUCUACGAAGUCCAAAGCCAAGUCGUUCAAACCAUCGAAGACAAGUACUACCAACCGUUUCUAAUCAGCGAUUACUACAAAGAAAUGGUGAAUGCAAUUGACAACGAAGAAAGCAUAACUGACGAAAGUGGAUCAAUGGAAGAACGCCAGAUUUCGACAGAUUCUGCAGAAGGCGUCGAAAACACCUUAAACGUCGGAGAUCAUUCAAACUACGCUAGAAGGAAGUUAGAUCAGUUAGAGGAGAAGUUAAAUAACAAGACACAGGCUUUAGCUGCACUGAAAUCAUCAAUGAGACCUGAAUCUAAAGUUUUAAGUAAACUGGAAAAAGAGGUGGAAUGGUUAGAAGGUGAAAAGAGGCAGCUGGAAGCUCAUAUAUCUAGAACAGAAAUAUGGGCAGAUAAUUUGGGUAGAUGGAGAGCUUAUGUGCAGUCCGCAGAGGUUUCAGAUGAAAAAGAACCCCCUCAGUUCGUGUUGGUAGUGCAGAUGGCCGAGGACGAUUCCCCCGAAGGAGAAGAAGCGAUUUGCACAGGGUGGGUCGUAUGUAGAAAUCUAACUCAAUUUCAGGAGUUACACAAAAAAUUGCGCCCUCUAUGUUCAGAUGUCCGUAAUUUGGAUUUGCCUACAAAUACUUUCAAAUUUCUGUUCGGAAAAAAUGAUAAAGUAACUCUGGAAAAGGCGAAACAACAAAUACAAAAGUAUUUGAAUUUUGUCUUAAAAGAUGACAGGUUGAAUCAAAGCGAAGCCAUAUACGCAUUUCUGAGCCCCAGCUCAGAAAAUUUGAAACAUUCUACACCGAAUACCAAGAAGUCAAGAUUUUCUUUUUCAACGCUCUUUAAGAGUGGUAGUGAGCAAAGUAAAGAUACUUAUUCAAUUCUUAAAGAAAGUGAAGAGGACGACAUAUCUCAGUGUUUAGACACUGUAGACACCGUAGAUUUUACUAAAAGUAACGGAAAUUCCUUAAAAAUGGCUGACGAUACAAUUGCUGAACCUUUGUACGCGCUCCUAAGCGAAAUAUUUGACAUGAGAGGCGUAUUCAAGUACGUCAGAAAAACUCUUAUAGGUUUCGUACAAGUUACGUAUGGCCGCAACAUUAACCGACAGAUUUAUGAUACGAUUUCGUGGUGGUUUUCGGAAGAAAUGCUUCACUACUACUUGACUGUUAUCCUGAAGAAUUUCUGGCCCGGUGGUACUUUGGCAGAGAUGGGACCCAUCAGAUCGAAAGAGGAGAAGCUGCAAACUGCCCAAAAGGCCCAAGAAAUGUUUGUCAACAAUGUCCCGGAACUUUUAACGACUUUGGUGGGGAAUAAUGCCGGUAGACUUGGGGCGAAAAAAGUGUUUGACGCAUUCCAGGAGAAAAAUAUGAAUAAGCACUUGAUUUACGAAGUAAUAGAGGUUGUCUUGGAUGCGGUAUUUCCAGAAUUAGGCUGAAUUUUGUACACAGCUGUUUUCAAUAAUGGUCUAGUCAAAUUACUAUACUUUGCGAUUAAGUUCUAAAAAAAUAUUUUUCUCUAAUGAUUGUAUCUUUGUUUUAACUGUGAUAUUUUAUUUUCUACAUUUGCCUAUCUAUGACAUGUUAGAUGAUAUACAUUAAGUAUUAAUUACUAUGAUUUAUUACCACUGAACAGUAUUUUAUAAAUUCCGUCUGAAAUGCUUUUAUUAUUCAUGUAGUAAACAAAUAUUUUAAAUAAAU